Hypomesus transpacificus is the source of this 1391-nucleotide messenger RNA. It is a transcript of the gene ube2ib, whose product is annotated as ubiquitin-conjugating enzyme E2Ib. Gene Ontology annotation, biological process: protein sumoylation. NCBI's taxonomy places the organism in Eukaryota, Metazoa, Chordata, Actinopteri, Osmeriformes, Osmeridae. The coding region runs from base 161 to 637 and encodes 158 amino acids. The transcript has 7 exons. Gene Ontology annotation, cellular component: nucleus. Gene Ontology annotation, molecular function: SUMO conjugating enzyme activity. The record is from RefSeq and is a predicted model, not a curated record.
GUUGGCUAUGUAAAUGGUCCUGUUAUUUAGUCUGGGUAGAAACGGGUGGGUUUUCAGGAGGGAAACUUUGUAAGGUUUAAUAUCCAUAGAUAGCCACGAUUAACGCAUACGGUUCAAUUAUACCAGCCAUUGAAACCAUAUUGAGAGGACCUCACUAGUCAUGUCUGGCAUUGCGUUGAGCCGGCUCGCCCAGGAACGCAAAGCGUGGCGGAAAGACCAUCCUUUUGGAUUUGUAGCUGUACCAACAAAAAACCCAGAUGGAACGAUGAACUUGAUGAAUUGGGAAUGUGCCAUUCCUGGGAAGAAAGGGACUCCAUGGGAAGGAGGCUUGUUCAAACUGCGCAUGCUGUUUAAGGAUGACUACCCUUCCUCGCCCCCCAAAUGUAAAUUUGAGCCUCCCCUGUUCCAUCCCAACGUGUACCCUUCAGGCACUGUCUGCCUGUCUAUUCUGGAGGAAGACAAGGACUGGAGGCCAGCCAUCACCAUCAAACAGAUCCUAUUAGGUAUCCAGGAACUUCUAAAUGAGCCUAAUAUCCAGGAUCCAGCUCAAGCAGAGGCAUACACAAUUUACUGCCAAAACAGAGUAGAAUAUGAAAAAAGAGUUCGAGCACAGGCCAAAAAGUUCUCCCCGUCGUAAGGGUGAACGCACCACUCGGAAGACAUGGUUCUAUCGUGGAUCUCCUCCCCUUCUCAGUUUCUCAAUGAAUGUGACCCUCUCACAUUGAGACUUGAUUAAGGACUUCUAUUUAAUAACUCCCACGCAUUCUGUGCCAUCCGCUCUUCUGAUUUACCAUUUUUAUUUCAAUCGCAUCCUGACCAUCGGCUGGUGAGUGCGUGUGGCACGGGGAGGGAAUGGUUGCCACAGUGACCUGAAUGCCUCCCUUUUUAACCCCUCGACUUCUGUUCUGGUGUGAGGGCCGUGUAGGCUGCACCGUAGUUUCAACAUUGAUCCUUCUCUUUCAAGGAGUUACGUCUCUUGGUUGGGUUUUGUUUCUGUUCAAAUGAUUCUGUCACAGGGUCUGUUCCUUAACUCCCCCCUCCUUCCCUCUAUCUCCAAUCCUUGAUUUUAAAUGUAAAAAGUUUUGCUAUUUCUUCAAUGUCAGUAUUUCAAUUGCUGUAUCAUGAAUGGCACUUUUAUAUACUGUCUUAUCACACUAGUGUCUCUAGAUGGCUCUCUUGAUUCUCUGAUGCAGGUUUUCUAUUCAGCAUGCUGUAAUGUAAGAUAGAAUCUGCUGCCUUGGCUGUCUUUGUUCAUUGGAGUGUUUGGUAUGAGGAAAAAAAUCAGGGACCAUGUGUGGUCACUCUGAAGACAGGUAGGCUUCCUUCUGUAACAGACUCUAUGGUGCUUUUGUUCAUGUAUGUGUUAGAGUAAAUAAAAAUGUUUCUAUAAA